Molecule: messenger RNA, 1435 nt
Organism: Sodiomyces alkalinus F11
Lineage: Eukaryota; Fungi; Ascomycota; Sordariomycetes; Glomerellales; Plectosphaerellaceae
Product: mitochondrial carrier
Exons: 8
Coding region: 133-1044 (303 amino acids)
Cellular component (GO): mitochondrion
Molecular function (GO): guanine nucleotide transmembrane transporter activity
Source: RefSeq, a predicted model, not a curated record
GAAAAAAAAGUUCCUACAUAGAUAACCGAUCUUCCCCAGCCCGAGUUGACGGUACCCCUUAUUUUGGCUUCGCGACGUCUCUAUUCACACCACCCGGCACAAUUACAUCUGAUCUUUCAAAUCCAAGUCGUCAUGUCUCCACCGACGAAUGCUGGUCGCGAGAAGGAGUCGAACCUUGCCCGACUCCUCGGCUCCGGCUCCGCCGGCAUUGCCGAGCUGGCUGUUUUCCAUCCGGUUGACACCAUCGCGAAGCGACUGAUGAGCAAUCAGACACGGGUUACUAGCGCCACUCAGUUGAACACUGUCAUUUUCAAGGAUAAGGCCACUGCUACUGCAGGCAGAAAAUUCUUCUCGCUUUUCCCUGGGUUGGGAUACGCGGCAGGCUACAAGGUGCUGCAAAGAAUAUACAAAUACGGUGGCCAGCCAGUUGCGCGGGACUAUCUUACCAAGCACUACGGCAAGGAUUUCGAGCAGGCCUUCGGAAAGAAGUCGGGCAAGGCGAUCUUGCAUUCGACCGCUGGCAGCUUGAUUGGAAUUGGCGAAAUUGUACUGCUCCCCCUGGACGUGCUCAAGAUCAAGCGACAGACCAACCCCGAGGCGUUCCGGGGCAGAGGAGUGCUCAAGAUUGUCGCGGACGAAGGCUUUGGUCUCUACAGGGGCUGGGGUUGGACGGCAGCCCGAAAUGCGCCGGGUUCCUUCGCGCUUUUCGGUGGCUCCGCCUUCGCCAAGGAAUUCUUCUUCAAGCUCGAGGACUACAACAAAGCGAGCUGGUUCCAGAAUUUCAUAGCGUCCAUUGCUGGCGCGUCUGCCUCGCUCCUUGUUUCUGCGCCCCUGGACGUCAUCAAGACGCGGAUCCAAAACCGGAACUUUGAGAACCCGGAAAGUGGAUUCAGAAUCUUGACCAACAUGGCGAGGCACGAGGGCGUUUCUAGCUUCUUCAAGGGACUGGUUCCCAAGUUGCUGAUGACCGGGCCGAAACUCGUGUUCUCUUUCUGGCUUGCGCAAACUCUUAUUCCUGCAUUCGACAUUGCUCUAUCCAAGUAAUAUCACCCCAGAGCGGAGGGAUGAGAAAGUGUAAUAGAAUAUGGGCGGGCAGUCGGUGGGAGAUCCUGGAGAUGUUGGGAGACACUGUUAGAGAUAAUUGUCUGGUGUUGUAUUGUGGACUCGGUUUCAAGACGGUUUUCCGCCCUGGCAGCAGACAUCGCUGCACUGUGGCGGGCAAACUGUGCUCCAAUUUCACCAUAGACUUGUAUAGUAGACACACGACAUGGCAAGGCGUUAAUGCUCUAUAUGGCGAAGUAAAUUGGCAACUUUGGGGCCUCUUUACCCGGCGCGUUAAAACAUCACGUCCAGGGCAGGUACCACGCGUAUGAAACCACUGCUGGAUGGCCGAAUUAGGUACCUACUAGGUAAUGCCUGUCGUAGAAGUCAGAAG